Poeciliopsis prolifica (blackstripe livebearer) is the source of this 2096-nucleotide messenger RNA. Its product is annotated as sodium/glucose cotransporter 1-like. The coding region runs from base 38 to 2008 and encodes 656 amino acids. The transcript is spliced from 15 exons. Gene Ontology annotation, biological process: sodium ion transport; transmembrane transport. Gene Ontology annotation, cellular component: plasma membrane. Lineage: Eukaryota; Metazoa; Chordata; Actinopteri; Cyprinodontiformes; Poeciliidae. Gene Ontology annotation, molecular function: D-glucose:sodium symporter activity. The record is from RefSeq and is a predicted model, not a curated record.
AGUAACACACCUUUAUUGGACACCCACUCUGAGCAAAAUGUCUUGGGAUUAUUUUGGAUUUUCCCGCAUCAAGAGAAACAAGGAAAAUUCAACUGGAUCGGCUCUCAAUAAUGCAGCAGACAUCUCCGUUAUUGUUGUUUACUUUGCAGUUGUCCUGCUUGUGGGAGUAUGGGCUAUGGUGCGCACCAAUCGAUCCACUGUGGGUGGCUUCUUCCUCGCAGGGAGGAGUAUGGUGUGGUGGCCGAUCGGCGCCUCACUCUUUGCUAGCAACAUUGGCAGCGUCCACUUUGUAGGGAUUGCUGGUACUGCUGCUGCUGCUGGCAUUGCCAUCUGUGGAUUUGAAUGGAACGCUCUCGUUCUUAUGGUCAUUCUCGGAUGGCUGUUUGUACCAAUCUACAUCAAGGCAGGGGUGGUCACCAUGCCCGAGUAUCUGAAGAAGAGGUUCGGAGGACAGCGUAUUCGUAUUUAUCUCUCCGUGCUCUCCCUCUUGCUGUACGCUUUCACUAAGAUCUCUGCCGACAUGUUCUCUGGAGCCAUUUUCAUCCAGCUGGCUCUUGGUCUGAACAUCUACGUUGCUGUUAUCGCUCUACUGGCAAUUACUGCGCUGUACACCAUCACAGGUGGACUGGCUGCAGUGAUGUACACAGACACCUUACAGACCGUCAUCAUGCUUAUUGGAUCCUUCAUUCUCAUGGGUUUUGCUUUCAACAAAGUGGGAGGCUAUGAAAAUAUGAAGGACAGGUACAUGGCUUCAGUUCCCUCAAUCACCGGUAACAUCAGCGCAGAGUGCUACCAGCCUCGGGAAGACGCCUUCCACCUGUUCAGGGACCCAAUAAAUGGAGACCUCCCCUGGCCUGCACUUACAUUUGGACUCACCGUUCAGACCAUCUGGUACUGGUGCACUGAUCAGGUGAUUGUUCAACGUUGCCUUUCAGCCAAGAAUCUCUCUCAUGUGAAAGCAGGUUGCAUUUUAUGUGCCUAUCUGAAGCUGUUGCCCAUGUUUCUCAUGGUCUUUCCUGGGAUGAUAAGCAGGAUCCUCUAUCCAGAUGUGGUGGCAUGUGUGGACCCAGACGAAUGUCAAAAAUACUGUGGCUCUAGUGUGGCAUGCACAAACAUUGCUUAUCCCAAAUUGGUUGUGGAAAUUAUGCCAAAUGGCCUGAGGGGUUUGAUGCUGUCAGUGAUGCUGGCCUCUCUAAUGAGCUCCCUCACUUCAAUAUUUAACAGUGCUAGUACUCUCUUCACCAUGGACAUUUAUACUAAGGUCCGUCCUCGUGCCAAAGAGAGGGAACUGAUGAUUGCUGGCAGGGUGUUUAUUGUGUUCCUCAUUGGUGUGAGCAUAGCCUGGAUCCCAGUGGUGCAGUCAGCCCAGAGUGGUCAGCUCUUUGACUACAUCCAGUCAAUCAUCAGCUAUCUCGCUCCACCUAUUUCUGCUGUCUUCCUUCUCGCCAUCUUUUGCAAGCGGGUCAACGAAGCUGGUGCCUUUUAUGGACUCAUCGCUGGUCUGAUUGUGGGUCUGACCAGGAUGAUAGCUGAGUUUGCCUAUGGGACUGGGAACUGUGUUAGCCCUAGCGAUUGUCCUACUGUCAUAUGUGGCGUGCACUACCUGUACUUUGGGCUUAUCCUGUUUACUAUCACCUGCAUCGUCAUAAUUGGAGUCUCUCUCAUAACCAAACCCAUCGACGAUAAGCAUUUGCAUAGACUGUGUUGGAGUCUGAGGGACAGUACUGAGGAGAGAGUUGACCUUGAACAAGAUGACUGGGUUAAUUAUGAGGAGGAUGAAAAGAAGAUGGAAGAACCUGAGGAGGAACCAGGAUUCUGCAAGAAAGCAAUAAUGUGCUUCUGUGGAUUGGAGAAGACAAAAGGACCAAAAAUGACUAAAGAGGAGGAGGCAGAGAUGAAGAGGAAGCUGACGGAUACAACAGAAGAACCUCUCUGGAGGAACGUUGUUAAUGCAAAUGCUAUCAUUCUCCUGGCUGUGGCUGUGUUCUUCCAUGGAUACUUUGGUUAGAGAAGCUCAGCAUUAAAUACUCCUAAAUAUACUAUAUUUUUAGUAACAGUGGAAACCAUAAUAUAAAGUAUGACCAAAAUAACUCUCU